Molecule: messenger RNA, 969 nt
Organism: Nakaseomyces glabratus
Lineage: Eukaryota; Fungi; Ascomycota; Saccharomycetes; Saccharomycetales; Saccharomycetaceae
Gene: RFC4
Product: replication factor C subunit 4
Biological process (GO): DNA repair; DNA-templated DNA replication
Cellular component (GO): DNA replication factor C complex; Ctf18 RFC-like complex; Rad17 RFC-like complex
Molecular function (GO): ATP hydrolysis activity; ATP binding; DNA clamp loader activity
Source: RefSeq, a predicted model, not a curated record
AUGUCUAAAGCUACACUUACUUUAGAGCUCCCAUGGGUAGAGAAGUACCGCCCUCACCUGCUAAAGGAUAUAGUGGGAAAUGAGGAGACUGUGGAGCGGUUACAACAGAUAGCAGCAGAUGGUAACAUGCCGCACAUGAUCAUUUCUGGUCUACCAGGUAUUGGUAAAACCACGUCGAUUCACUGCCUGGCACAUGAGAUGCUGGGCGAAUCAUAUUCACAAGCUGUGCUAGAAUUAAACGCAUCUGAUGAUAGAGGUAUCGAUGUUGUCAGAAAUCAGAUAAAGCACUUUGCUCAGAAGAAGUGCCAUUUACCACCGGGUAAACACAAGAUAAUUAUUCUUGAUGAAGCUGAUUCUAUGACUGCGGGCGCACAACAGGCUUUAAGACGUACUAUGGAAUUGUACUCUAAUUCCACCAGAUUUGCUUUCGCAUGUAAUCAGUCAAACAAGAUCAUAGAGCCACUACAGAGUAGAUGUGCUAUUCUGCGCUACUCGAAGCUAUCAGAUGAACAGGUAUUGAAGAGACUACUGGAGAUAAUAAAAGCUGAGGAUGUUCAGUACACAAAUGACGGUUUGGAGGCCAUUAUAUUUACCGCGGAAGGUGAUAUGAGACAAGCUAUCAACAACCUACAAAGUACUGUGGCUGGUCACGGGCUGGUCAACGGUGAAAAUGUCUUUAAAAUUGUAGAUUCACCUCAUCCACUUAUAGUAAAAAAGAUGCUACUGGCAGAAACUUUGGAUGAAUCAAUUGAUUGUCUGAGACAAGAGCUGUGGGCAAAAGGCUACUCGGCAGUAGAUAUAGUCACAACCUGUUUUAGGGUCACCAAAAAUCUUUUCCAAUUAAAAGAAUCUGUACGUUUGGAGAUGAUUAAAGAAAUAGGUACAACACAUAUGAGAAUUCUAGAAGGUGUAAGCACUUACCUCCAAUUGGCCUCUAUGCUUGCUAAAAUUCACAAGCUGAAGGCAUAA